This is a messenger RNA of Geodia barretti, 3203 nucleotides long. The record is from the annotation of a GenBank genome assembly. Lineage: Eukaryota; Metazoa; Porifera; Demospongiae; Tetractinellida; Geodiidae.
ACGUUCCUAAUAAGGAAAAACUGGCGUACAACUUUCGCGCGCUUGUCUCUCUGCUGUGCGAACUCCCCCCCUGACAAAAGAGUCAAGGCAGACGACAUGAAGUUGGCUGUGUGUCUUCUCACACUGUUUGUGGCUGUCACCUACUCAGCACCCAGUCAGUGUAAGUGGGGACCUUCUUUCUGGUGUCAAAACGAGGCAACAGCGAAACAAUGCGGCCAACUCACCUACUGCCAGACCACCGUCUGGAAGAUCACGGAGCAGGUUGAACAGGUAAAACAGCCCGAAGAUGCAGAAUGUGAAUUAUGCGAGAUGAUUGUUGAUAUUGUUGAAAAAUAUGUAAACGACAACAACAAAACUGAGGAUGAGGUAGAGAAGCUGGUUAAAGAUGCUUGCAGUAAACUGGGUGGUUUUGCUGAGGAAUGCAAUGCCUUAGUGGACCAAUUUUUCCCCAUGAUAUGGAAGCUCAUGGAAGAAGAAGCUCCUAAAGAAGUAUGCACUUUGAUUGGAUUGUGCACGACUAAGCUCACUGCCAAGAAAGUGCAGAAACUGAUGCCCGUUUCGAAGCCCGAAGGUUUGGAGUGUGACUUUUGCAAGUACGUCGUCGACGAGGCAGUGAAGCUUGCAGAAGAGAACCAGACCGAGGAAUUUGUAAAAGAUGAAUUGGAAAAAUUCUGUUCUGCCCUUGGCCACCUAGAGGCGGAAUGCAAAGAUCUGAUCGGCAGUUUCUUCGAUAUGAUUUGGGAAGCGAUCUUAGAUGGUUUGACAGCUGAAGAAAUAUGGCAAAAAAUUAAGUUGUGUUCGGCGGGUGCAUUGCUAGCUCAAAAGACGCCAGUUUCAAAGCCCGAAGGUGUGGAGUGUGAAUUUUGUAAGGUUAUUGUUGGAAAAGUUUUGGAGUACGCAAAAGAGAAUAAAACGAAGGAUGAAGUUAAAGCUGAAUUAGAACAGUACUGUUCCGACCUUAGUUUCCUACAAAGUGAAUGCAAGUCUAUGAUUGACGACUAUUUCGAUGAAAUCUGGGACUUACUACUGACCUAUACGACUGCCGAAGAAAUAUGCGAACAAAUCGGAUUGUGUUCCGCGAGUGUGCUGCUAGUAGCUCCAAAGGCCGAUUUUUGCGACGUCUGUAAGGACAUAGUGGAAUAUCUUCAGACUUACGCCGACAGCAAUGCAACCGAAGAAGAAGUAAAGGAAGUAAUUGAGUCGUUCUGUACUCUUUUCCCUGAGAUGCCAGAUCAGUGCAAAGAAAUCCUGGAAAACUUCGAUGAAUAUUGGGAUAUGUUUAAAGGAGAAGUUGACGGGGACACCUUCUGCUACCAGUUUCAGAUUUGUACUUCCAAGAAGAAGAUCCAGACUCGGACCGUGCCCAAGAAGGAAGAAGACACUCUCUGCGACCUCUGUAAUGAAGCUGUUGUCCUUCUGAAGCCCUAUGUUGAUAACCCUGACACCGAGGCUGAUGCUGAGGCAGCGUUGAAGGAUUUUUGCAACGCUCUUCCAGAUGCGGACAAAGAUCAGUGUAACACCCUUUUGAACGAAUACUUCCCCAUAAUUUGGGAUCUUCUGAAAUCUGAAAUUGACGAUGGAAAAAUAUGCGAGAUGAUUGGACUAUGCCCCAGUGCUAAGACUCAGACCAAACCCAAGAAGAAAGAACAAUCUUUCUGUGAUGAUUGCAAAUCAGUCGUCGAAUUUUUAAAAAGCUACAUCGAUGAUAAUGUCACUGAGGAGGAUGUGAAGGACGUUCUGGUGGAAAUAUGUGACUUACUUCCUGCAGACGACAGUAAACAGUGUCUCGAAUAUGUGGAUACAUACUUCCCCAUAAUUUGGGAUCUUGUAAAACAAGAAGUGGACAGUGGUGUCAUUUGUGAGCAGCUUGGAUUUUGCAACAGCACUACUCUGGUGGCAGUGCUGAAAGCUCAAGCGAUGGCUCCCAAAACUAUAAAAUGCGAGGCCUGCCAUGCGAUUGUAAGGAUGUUGCGACCCCUUGUCGACAGUACUACUGUUGAGGGCGUUGUAAAAGUAGACCUAAAAUUCGUCUGUGACCGGUUACCGUCUCAGUACAAGACUGAGUGUUUAAACUUUCUCGAUCAAGACUACCAACUUAUCUGGGCUGUUUUCAGAGAUGAAGUGGACGAUGGCGAACUCUGUGGGUUGCUCAAGUUUUGUACAUCAGCCACGCUUCCUAAAGUAGAGGUUGCAGUAGCCAAGCAAGCUUCUAAAGCUCCUGAGGUUUGAUUAUCUUUCUCUAUCAGUUUCAGUUUAAGGCUCUCUACUGUUUACUUAAUUUCGCCUUCGUUCAGAUUCCAGGCCUUUGCCAACUCUGUGAAUUUGUUGUGGGGGAGUUGGAGAAAAAGUUGUUUACCAAUUCGUCUGAGGCGUAUCUUCUGGGCGAGCUUAACAAAAUCUGCAAUGAUACUCCUGUGGAGUGGAGAAAGGACUGCAAGGACUUUGUGGAGAAAUACGGAAAAGAUAUAAUUAAACUGGUUUUGGAAGGAGUUGGGCCGAAGCUUGUGUGUACGGCAAUCCAGGCCUGUUCGUUAGUGACCAAGACAGAGACCGUCAGUUUCGAUUCAAAGUCAGAGACGGAUUGCGAAGUGUGUCAAAUGAUUAUCGGUUACCUCAAGAAUAUUCUGGGUCAAAAUUCCACCGAGGGUGUGGUGGUAGAUGCACUGGUGGAAAUCUGUACUGUGCUGUUUCCUGAGCCCCUUCAGGAUGAGUGCUCUGCGUUUGUCAAAGAGUACGGUGCCCAAGUUGUGCAACUCAUUCUUGAAGAUAUCGACCCAAAGGAAAUUUGUCAGAAAAUCGAUCUGUGUCCAAAGUUGUCCAGCAGUGAUCUGGCAUCUCCGUGGAAGAAGAUUGAGAGAGCAUUUAAGCACGUUUGAAAACGCUCAUCAUCUUCGCCAGCUUGUUUAAUAUUUUAGAACUUAGUGCUUCGAGGCACACGUUGUAUACAUGUAUAGUACCAUUAAUUUUAUUUUAAGACAGUGUGUUUAUUUGUUGGGACACGUAAUUUGUUGUUCUCUGUUCUAAUUUAUAAUUUUGCCAUGUAUUGCUGUAACAAUAGAUAACUUAUAGUAGAGAGAAUGCAGUGUUUGAUUAUAGUGGCGGCAAGAGAAAUAUUUUCGCGUAAGAAGAAGCGCUCAAUUCGAAUCCAUGCGCAAUUGAAAGAAGUAUCAAUGUACGCAUAAAUAAUUGUACACAAAAUAAUC